CUUCCCUUCUUCUUCCUCCAACUAUAAUAUCUCAACCACUCUCUCUCUCUCAUUUAUUUCUCUCUCUUUACUCAGAAAAUGGCUGACGAUGAGCCCAAGAGGCUGGAUUCUGAACCUCCGUCCGAGUCCUCUCCGCCGCAAGUGGCGGAGCUGGUGGAGGAGCCGACUAAAAACGUGGCGGAGGAGAAAUCAAUCAUCCAGUUAACCCCGCCGGAGAAGACGCCGGCUGAUGACUCCAAACCUCUGCUUAUCAUUGAAAAGACUGAAGCAAAAACAGAGGAGAAACAGAGUAGCUCAAUUAAUAGAGAUGCUGAGCUUGCAAGAGUAGCAACAGAGAAGAGACUGACACUCAUUAAAGCUUGGGAAGAGAGUGAAAAAUCAAGAACAGAGAACAGAGCUCACAAAAAGCUAUCAGAAAUUGGGUCAUGGGAGAGCAGCAAGAAAGCGGCGGUGGAGGCUGAGCUAAAACAGAUUGAGGAAAAGUUUGAGAAGAAGAAAGCGGAAUAUGUUGAGAAAAUGAAGAACAAAAUAGCGUUGAUUCAUAAAGCAGCAGAAGAGAAGAAGGCAGUGAUUGAAGCGAAACGUGGAGAAGAGAAGCUUAAAGCAGAGGAAAUUGCUGCAAAAUACAGAGCCACUGGAACUGCUCCAAAGAAGAUUCUUGGUUGUUUCUAAAGCAAUCUCUCUGUCUCUCUUUCUUUUCUACGUGAAAUUGCUUGUUCCUUCGGAUUAUAUAUGUUCGUUCUUAAUUUAAUCAAAGAUUUAAGAAGAAGUUACGU
This is a messenger RNA of Cucurbita moschata (crookneck pumpkin), 776 nucleotides long. Its product is annotated as remorin. The transcript has 5 exons. Lineage: Eukaryota; Viridiplantae; Streptophyta; Magnoliopsida; Cucurbitales; Cucurbitaceae. The record is from RefSeq and is a predicted model, not a curated record. Bases 79 to 672 code for a protein of 197 amino acids.